This is a messenger RNA of Psilocybe cubensis, 1686 nucleotides long. RefSeq lists its product as uncharacterized. Gene Ontology annotation, cellular component: Golgi apparatus. NCBI's taxonomy places the organism in Eukaryota, Fungi, Basidiomycota, Agaricomycetes, Agaricales, Agrocybaceae. The coding region runs from base 1 to 1686 and encodes 561 amino acids. The transcript has 9 exons. Gene Ontology annotation, biological process: activation of GTPase activity. The record is from RefSeq and is a predicted model, not a curated record. Gene Ontology annotation, molecular function: GTPase activator activity.
AUGAAUCCUCGGUCGCCUCCUGCUCGUCCCCAUAUUGGCAUACACUCAUCCCAUUUUUCAAAAAAUGCCGACUGGGGCGAAGAUGAUGCCUGGGACAGCACCUCAGAUUCAGAGUCUCCUCGUCAGUCGACCCUAAAUUCUUCAUGGAAUCGUCCGCCCGCAGCUUCAUCAACAACGGCCCCGAAGAUGGUUCCAAGGACAUCUUCUAAUUCAUCUUCGUCAACAUUAGCUUUCUCAUAUACGCAUCUCCAAGCGCCCAGUUCAUACCCUCCAAAAUCAGACAACUCAUUGGCUGAAGCCGCUCCGAAGAAUGGUUGGACUAUGAUCCGUACAUCCCAUGGCGGGAAAGAUGGAGAAGGUCAAAGCACUCAAAGAGCUCAGACAAAGGAUGGUGAAUACGAUCGAUAUUCUACCGGCUCUGGGGAUCUAGAUGUAGAAGGCGAUAUGAUCUUGGGCGAUCUUGAACCUGAAGCAAAUGCAACAGAUACAAAUGACGCUCAGAUUCCCCUCCAAUCUAAACCAAAACAUAACUAUGGUUCUAUACGCUUAGAUAUCGACGACAUCGUCACAGAUCCUCUUAAUGGCAUCAUAAAUCGUAGUCGUCUUAGGGGUUCCUCACCGUUGCCAACUUACCAGUCAGAAAACAAGCCUAUACCCUCGACUCAUCAGCGCGAAAGAUCGGAAAAGAUUCUUCGUGAAAACUCUAUUCGAUCGAAUCGCAGACACAAGUUCGUAGAAUGCCUAUCCAGUCAAGACGUCAAUAUUAGCGAGUUGCGGAAACUGGCAUGGGCUGGCAUACCAAAUGAUCUUCGUCCUAUGGCCUGGCAAUUGUUGCUCGGAUAUUUACCUCUACCAACACCUCUACGUUCGAGUACUCUGAAAAGGAAACGAGGCGAAUAUCAAAACAUGGUAGAUCUUGCUUUUGCCAGAGGGAGGGAAGGACUAGAUCAACAAAUAUGGCAUCAAAUCGAGAUUGACGUCCCUAGAACUCGACCCGGUGUUCGGUUAUGGAUGCAUGAAACAACACAGCGGAGCCUCGAGCGCAUUCUAUAUGUCUGGGCCAUCAGACAUCCAGCUAGUGGUUAUGUGCAAGGGAUCAAUGAUCUUGUGACUCCCUUUUUCCAAGUUUUCCUUUCGGCUUAUAUAGAUUCUGAGCCCGAAGAAUUUGAUACCUCUCUCCUCCCUUCACAUGCUCUAUUGGCGAUAGAAGCCGAUUCUUUUUGGUGUCUAUCUCGGCUACUUGACGGAAUCCAGGACAAUUAUAUCUUUGCCCAACCCGGGAUCCAGAGAAGUGUAAGGCGGAUGGCGGAGCUAGUUGCACGCAUCGAUGCUCCUUUAUCCGCUCACUUGGAGUCGCAGAAUGUUGAAUUCAUGCAAUUCGCGUUCCGCUGGAUGAAUUGUUUGUUAAUGCGAGAGAUUAGCGUGCAGAAUACCAUUCGGAUGUGGGAUACAUACCUAGCAGAAGGCCCUGAUGCAUUUUCCCAGUUCCACUUAUAUGUUUGCUCAGCAUUCCUGGUGCGCUGGAGUGAUAAAUUAAGAAAAAUGGAUUUCCAAGGAAUCAUCAUGUUUUUACAGUCCUUGCCAACCCAAGAUUGGGGAGAUCACGAAAUUGAAAUGCUUCUUAGCGAAGCGUUUGUUCUCAACUCAAUAUGGCACAACGCACAAAGCCAUUUCAAUGGCAAAUGA